AUGGGCGGGCAAUUCAGCAAAAUGAUGGGCAAAAUCUUCGGAUCCAAGGAGAUGCGGCUGCUGAUGUUGGGUCUGGACGCAGCAGGCAAGACGACAAUCCUGUACAAGCUCAAGCUGGGGCAGGACGUGACGACGAUCCCAACGGUUGGUUUCAACGUCGAGACGGUGACCUACAAAAACGUGAAGUUCAAUGUGUGGGAUGUGGGCGGCCAGGACAAGAUCCGGCCGCUGUGGCGGCACUACUUCUCGGGCACGCAAGGGCUCAUCUUCGUCAUCGACUCGAGCGACCGUGCGCGUAUCGACGAGGCCCGCCAGGAGCUACACCGCAUCAUCAACGAUCGCGAGAUGAAGGAUAGCUUGCUGUUGGUGUUUGCUAACAAGCAGGAUAUCAAGGAGGGUGAGUACUCGAUUCCCCAGUCGAUGAAACCCCAAGAAGUAACCGAAGCCCUGCAGCUGUCCAAGCUGAAAGACAAGGUGUGGUACGUCGUACCGUCAUGCGCAACGACGGGUGAGGGGUUGCUCGAAGGCCUGGCCUGGCUGUCUAACAACGUCAAGGCGCCGCCAACCCCCGCUAAGAAGUAG
Messenger RNA from Pseudomassariella vexata, 582 nucleotides. Its product is annotated as ADP-ribosylation factor 6. The record is from RefSeq and is a predicted model, not a curated record. The coding region runs from base 1 to 582 and encodes 193 amino acids. Gene Ontology annotation, cellular component: cytoplasm. Gene Ontology annotation, molecular function: GTPase activity; GTP binding. The transcript has 2 exons. Lineage: Eukaryota; Fungi; Ascomycota; Sordariomycetes; Amphisphaeriales; Pseudomassariaceae. Gene Ontology annotation, biological process: vesicle-mediated transport; intracellular protein transport.